This is a messenger RNA of Chelonia mydas (Green sea turtle), 3895 nucleotides long. RefSeq names its product zinc finger protein 300. Gene Ontology annotation, molecular function: DNA-binding transcription factor activity, RNA polymerase II-specific; RNA polymerase II cis-regulatory region sequence-specific DNA binding. Gene Ontology annotation, biological process: regulation of transcription by RNA polymerase II. The transcript has 6 exons. Bases 414 to 1058 code for a protein of 214 amino acids. The record is from RefSeq and is a predicted model, not a curated record. Lineage: Eukaryota; Metazoa; Chordata; Testudines; Cheloniidae.
CCGGCAGUGGAGAUAUCAACUACGCUGAGGUCCACGUGUGUCCUGUAUUGAAGUCUGGCUCCACAACUACAUUUUGCUUCACUGUGAACUUAAUCUUUUCCUGUAUUAUACAACACUGUACGUUGUUGAGGAAAAACCGGCGCCUACUGAAAGAAGCAGUUCCCAAAAAAUUCAUUUUGGGUGAAGACGGAAACUGGCUUGUUGGAACACCUCAAAGUUUCUGUGGUGGAAUAAGUAAUAAAACUCGAAAACGAAUCCGGAAUCCUGAACAUUUGAAGGUCCCAGGGACAUUUGAUGAUGUUGCAGCUCCUGACGGGAAGAAUUUAGAAGAGUGGCAAAAGGAGCUUUACAAAAAAGUGAUAAAGGACAAUUAUGAAUCUUUAAUCUCACUGGGUAAAGUCUCCAUACAUGAUAUGCAGUCAAGAGAAGAGCUACGUGUCAAGGCUCAGCAGGGCUUGGAGGAAAGAGAAAUGUCUAUGAAUCCUAGCAUAGAUGAAAUGAAUGUUUGGAUUCUUUUUAUUCCAGUGGAUGAUGGGAUUGUGAUCAAAACUGAAGUGCAGGAUAAUGAGGAAGCUCCAGAAAAUGUGGAACUGCAUGGAUCGUUUUCAGGAAGAUCAGAAGACCUGGUUUUCCAAACUCCUGACAAUGGAAUAACUUGUGAGAGUAAUUGGAGCACAGAAACAGAGCCGAGGAGUCUUACUGGAAGCAGAAUGGGUAACUCUACUCUUGGGAAAGGAGAUUCCAAUAAAUUCAAAGGUAUCCUUUUCUACCAGGAGACACCCACAGGAGAGAGACUAUAUCUAUGUACAGAAUGUAAGAAAACCUUUAAAUUGAAGAUAGGUCUUUUAAAACACAAGCGAAUUCAUGCAAAAAAGAGUCCGGUAUCAUCAUACAUAUGUACAGACUGUGGAAAAAGCUUUGGUCGCCAUGCAGAUCUUAUUCGACACCAGAGAACUCACACGGGAGAGAGACCCUAUAAAUGUACAGAAUGCGAGAAAAGCUUUACUGAGAAACCAAGACUUACUAAUCACUUACGAACUCACAACAUAUGCCUGUAACCACUGUGGCAAAAGCUUUAUGGGAACUGAUUUUCCACUCAGUCAUCAACAAAUCCCUCUGAGAAUAUGAACCAUACAUAUGUACCGACUGUAGGAAAAGCUUUUGUGUAGAAGACCUUUUAUAACACUGAAUUGAACUCAAGCAUGGGACGGACCAGUCAUUUUAGCUCGUCUGUUUAAACCGUGAGAAGCAACUGAAUUUAUUAACUAUCAAAAUGAUUCAUGAAAGGGGGGAGAACGGACACAAAAAAGCGUAUUGACUAUACCAAAAAUUUAAUUUAAAAAAGCAUAUUCUAGAACACCAACUAACCUAUACUAGAGAGAGACUGUAUCAUUGCAGAAAAUGUGGGAGAAGUUUCACUUGAGGAACCUUUGACCACAUCAGAGAAUUUACGGAACAGAGCAAGAUCAUUCACAGAAUUUUAGAUAGAAAUUAGAGCUUCAAAGAGCCUUAGAUCAGUUUAAGAGAUUGGCCUUCUUGAUGUAAAAAUAGGAAAUAAAUGGGAAAGUCCAUUAAGCACACGCAAAUGAUAGUGGUGCCAGCAGUGCAUGUUAGUAUGGCCAAAGACAAAAUGUAGUUCAAACUUCCACAAUUUAGAGUAAUUUAUAGCACACGAGAUGCAGGCUUCAUUUUUGAGCUCCUGGAAGAGAAAACAAAAAUGGAUAAUGUUCUCCUUUCUGUCGCUUCUGUGCAACAUGAAAGAUGAGAGGCAAAACUGAUGUGGGAUUAUUCUUCUCUCUAAACCAAAAGCAGCACUGGCUCCAACUUAAGAGGAAGUGUCAGCAGAUGGAGAUAGGGGGAAAAAAUAGUGGUGUCUUCUGCUUAAAAACAUAAUCAAACACAGGUCAGAAAAUCUUACCAAACCUGUGCAUUUUGUUAAAUGCCUUGCUUAAAGGUGGCCUGCAAAGGAUUAAAAAACACCUGUAUUUUGUGCCGUUUUUUUAAACCUUAUGAUGUGGACUUUCUUGCUGGGGGGGGGGGGGGGGGGGGGGGGGAGGGCGGCAAAGUGGGUGUUAAAAUAAAUCCUCCAAAUUCUGUAGGAUGUUGAUUUUAACAUUGCCCAAUUGUGCCUACAUAUGAGCAGUUAGGGAGAACUAAAGAGGGGGAAAAAGAGUAAAAUUUUGUAUUGUAUGAUCAUUUGUUACAAUGAAGAGUGCUAUGUUGUAGUAUACAUGACAUUUGUUUUCAGUGAAUGAUGCCUGAUGUUCGACUGGAAAAUCCAGUCAAAAAGGGGACCUGACAGUGUUCGGACAGAUCUACUGACAGACAACCAAAGUCCCAUCACAGAGGUCAGGGAGGUGCCUGGUCACUAAUCUGUGCCAACUCCUACUCAGCUGGGGCCUCCUCCUACCUGUGUUGGGCAGCUGCAGCUCCCAGCCCUGCCUUUGCAGGCGUGUACCUCCCGACCAGGGCAGAGAGGGGAAAAGCAGUGAGCGACUGAGGUGGGGUCUUGGGGGAAGAGGUGGGCCAGAGGUGGGGUCUUGAGGGCAGGGGCAGUGUUGUUCCAGCUGGAGUGUCCGGUUUUUAAAUACAAAGUUGGCAACCCUACUGGAAACUGAACUGAUGGGGAGGUUCGCCAAGAUUAUUAUUAUUCUAAUUGCUCUAACUUAAUCUUAUUUUUUCUCUAUUAAAUGUUUGUAUUAUUAACUAGCAGGUAAGCAGUUAAAAGAAUUAAUUUUGCAAGAUGCACAUUGAAUAGAGCAAAAGGUGGUCCACGGACUGCUUGGUGGUGGGUAUGCAGAGAGUUGUCUGGUCUCAUGUUGCUGACUUCUCCUUCCAACUGCUAAAUCGCAUGAGAGACAACUAAACCUACAUUAAAUACUUUCCAAUUAUUACUUUCCCAAGUAAGCAGUUCCUGGAGAAUGAUAUGCACUCCUAAAUAGGGAUUCUCUGCAAUCACGAAUGAGUGGGCAUUUGAUCCCCUAAAUGAUCUCUGCAUUAAAAUGUGAUUCAAACCAUGAAAUGGUUCAAGAACCCCCUGAAAUAGAGGGCUGAAUCUGGCACUCUAGUUACACUCCUGCAAUUGGUGGCUCAGGUGCAACCCAGAGCAGAAUCUGGUCAAACAACUCUGUAGAAUGUUUCCCCCUCUUGCUCAACAAGUACAACAGCAAAAGUAGUUUCCACCCUUGGGAAGGAUCCAUGUGGUAGCAAUAGCUCAGUUCCAGAGGUCUUACUGAGCAAAUAUUGAUGAUAGGUAGAAGAUAAAUGCAGAACAUCCAACAUCACAAGUAAACAAUAGCUACUGAGGAUGCAAAACUUUAUCAGCUUGUGGAGCAUGACCCUCAUGCUCCACAAGUGCUAUGCAGAAUAAAAGUAGGACCUAGCAUUUAUAUAUAGGCUUGGCAGAAUUUGAUUUUUUAAAUAUACUUUUAGCAGAUGAGUGUAUUUUAAGCAUUUGAAAUUUUUUUAAUUGAUUUACAUUUUCACUCGUGAAAAAUUAUAGGUUUUAAGCAUUUUUUGUUUAUCAGUUUGAAUUUUCACAGUUGUAGGAAAUUGGGGGAUCAGACAAUUAUUUAAAGAUGGUAGACAUUGAGAUGCAAAAAGUUAAAGCUUUAUAAACCAUUAAACACAAAUUUUCAACAUCACAUGUCAAAAUAUCCUUAAAUCAACAAAUCCUACCUGUUUUUAUUAUUCAUUCUCUAGUCCAUUUGUAACGAGCCUUAUUCGGAAGUCUGUCACUGGAUUUAACUUUAAUAAGUUCUCAAUCCGCAUUUUUCUUUGCCUAUCUGUAAACAGCAGUUAUUAUUGAUGGAAAUAUUUUUUGUUGAUUUGUGCUUACAUGUGGUGAAAUUGACAUUUUCUGACAUUUAUUGAUAAAAAUCCAAUCUUUCCAAGC